This is a messenger RNA of Dovyalis caffra, 1299 nucleotides long. The record is from the annotation of a GenBank genome assembly. Lineage: Eukaryota; Viridiplantae; Streptophyta; Magnoliopsida; Malpighiales; Salicaceae.
AUGAGCAAACUGAAAAAUAACUGUUACUGUCCUUUAUUUUUUUUUGUGGGCAAAGAAGAUGAGAAUGAAAUAGUUAUUGAAGAAGCUGCGGUUGUGCAUGGUGAGCCUCUGCAAGAUGGGAAUGGUCCUCCGAAAGUCGACACUGCUGUUGAAAUUCUUCAAGAGAAAGUCACUAAGCAAAUCAUUAAGGAAGGUCAUGGUCAGAAGCCAACAAAAUAUUCAACAUGCUUUUGUAAGUUCCAAGUAGCUUCUUCUUUUUUUUUUUUAAUAACUCCUAUGCAUCGACAUAUUGCCCUUCCUUUUUUGGUCCCCUUUCGAGUUCAUGACUCUGGGGAACCUCUUAGUAUUGUAUUCUUUGUUGCCCAAGGUUCUGGUACAGCUGUUGUUGUCGCAUAUGGUGUCUCGUGUUGGGCAUGGACUGAAAGCACUCGACACAAGUUUGAAGAUACAUGGCAUGAACAACGACCAGUUGAAAUGGUUUUAGGAAAAGAGAAGAAAGAAAUGGCGGGUUUAGCUGUUGGUGUGUCCAGCAUGAAGGCUGGUGAACGUGCCCUCUUACAUGUGGGCUGGGAAUUAGGCUAUGGGAAAGAAGGAAACUUUUCUUUUCCAAAUGUUCCUUCCAUGGCAGAUAUAAUAUAUGAAGUUGAGCUUAUUGGAUUCGAUGAAGUCAAAGAAGGGAAAGCUCGUGGUGACAUGACCGCAGAAGAGAGGAUUGGUGCAGCAGAUCGAAGAAAAAUGGAUGGAAAUUCUUUGUUCAAAGAUGAAAAACUCGAGGAGGCUAUGCAACAGUAUGAAAUGGCCAUUGCAUAUUUGGGUGAUGACUUUAUGUUUCAACUGUUUGGCAAGUAUCGAGACAUGGCGUUGGCAGUUAAGAAUCCAUGUCAUCUUAACACAGCAGCUUGUCUGAUAAAGCUUAACCGCUAUGAAGAGGCCAUUGCGCAAUGCACCAUUGUAUUGGCAGAGGAUGAAAACAAUGCUAAGGCUCUGUUCAGAAGAGGAAAGGCCAGGGCAGAGCUUGGGCAAACAGAUGCUGCCCGGGAAGACUUUCUCAAGGCACGUAAACAUGCACCUGAUGACAAGGCAAUUACAAGGGAGUUGCGAAUGCUGGAUGAGCAUGAUAAAGCUAUAUACAAGAAGCAAAAGGAGAUAUACAAAGGAAUUUUCGGACCACCGCCGCCACCAAAACCCAAGCCAACUAAUGUGCUGAUUCGCAUAUGGCAAUGGUUAAUCCUCAUCUGCCAAUGGAUGCUUUCACUGAUUUAUCGCCUCUUCAAGCGUGAAAGGCUCAAAGCCGACUAG